Molecule: messenger RNA, 4823 nt
Organism: Papilio polytes (common Mormon)
Lineage: Eukaryota; Metazoa; Arthropoda; Insecta; Lepidoptera; Papilionidae
Gene: Ube4A
Product: ubiquitin conjugation factor E4 A
Exons: 17
Coding region: 250-3207 (985 amino acids)
Biological process (GO): protein polyubiquitination
Cellular component (GO): nucleus; cytoplasm; ubiquitin ligase complex
Molecular function (GO): ubiquitin-ubiquitin ligase activity
Source: RefSeq, a predicted model, not a curated record
CUAACUUCAUCUUCAUCUUCAUUUUCAUUGUCAAUUUUUUAUCAACUUGAAGUUGUGAUAACGAAACGAUAGUCAGCAUAUUUUGAUCAAUUGUCAAUUUGCGUAUUUUGAAAACGUACAAUGGAUUCAACUGAAUAGUGACCAAUCGUAAUUUUUCAGAAAUAAACGUACGUGUAUUAGAAUGUAAAUUUUUUACAAAUAACAUAAACAGGCAAUUGUUAUUAUCAUUAUCGUUUUCAAAAAUUAACAAUGUCAGAUCCAAAUAAUCCAUUUGCUGGUUUAUUGGGAGUGUCAGAAGUUAAAACGACAAAUGACAAUGAAUAUAAUGGAGAUAACAUACCAAAGCAACUUAAUUACAAGAAAUCACAAGAGGAUGAAGACUUGGAAACAGUCAAUAGCAUGGUGGAAAAUGUAUUUCAUUUUACUAUCAACAAUAAAGCUGUAGAUGGACCUUCAUCAGAUAGACAGCUAGUUUUCUUGGAGGAGUUAUCGCAAGUCAUUGCUCCUAAAAUUUAUAUAGACUUGGAAACAUUGGAACCAGCAUUAUUUGAGAGACUGCUGCUGCAAAAUGUUGAAACACAUGUCAUACCUAAAACAAACAGAGCAUGUAAAGAACAUGUUGUACAAAAUCAAGUGUUCCCUUAUCUAUUUAGUUCUUUGCAAAAUUUGCAAAGUUAUGAGCAAUUAAAUUCAGCUGUUGUGCAGAAUGCAUUAUCAAAAAUGAGGGAGUUAAUAUUCAGAAAUGCUAUAACUGCUUUGAAGCAGCCAGCUCUUUUUGAAGACCAGGAUUUCUCAUUGCAACUAUAUCAGCUACUCCAACAUGUAGAUCCACAAAGUCAUACAUUUUUCGAAGAUUUGGUGAAGGCAUUUGUGGCUGAUGGUGGAGAAGAAUGCCAGAAACAGUUGCAAGAUGCAAUGAUACCAGUUCUUAAUAGAAUAGCACUAAGUGUUAUGAAGUCAAACAUAAUUAAUCUACCAAUUUAUAUACUUCCGUGUGUUCACUUAUUUGCAAGCAACCCAAAUCUCGCACCAAUCUUAAUGGAGUCAUGUGAACCAAAAGAUGAAACAAUUGGAAGACAUUUCCAGAAUUCUAUACUGGGAGCACUUCUUACAUUAUCCGUGCUACCUCCGAAACCAAAUGCAACAUUCCAGUUCUUUGAUGGUCCCUUGGAUUCGGCUGGAACAUCAAUGAUUGAGAAUUCUAUUUGGAAUGCAUCAUCACAUUUGAACAAUAAUAUGCACAAAAUAUUCCUCACGCUGUUAAAAGGUGGGCCACAAAUGAGGAAUCGCAUACUCACCUGGAUUGGUAAAUGUCUAAAAGCUAAUGUGGCUAGAGGGAAACUUUGGAAUGUACAGGCUGGCGAGAUAAGUGGGGCAACAUUGAACUGUGUGUCAGACGGUUUUAUGUUGAACUUGGGCGCUGUACUGUUGCAGCUAUGUCAGCCAUUUUGUAGUACGCCUGAUGAUCCUAAAUCUCUCAAAAUUGAUCCAACAUAUGGAGCGGUGAUUCCAGAAGAAUGUGAAGCAAAAUCAGUGCAUCUGGACUGCUUACACAGUGAGACCUGCCUGCUACCUCCGCGUGAAGAUGAGAAUAAUCAGAGCAUCAAAAGACCCACUGCGGACAACUACAAUUUUGUCACCGAAUGCUUCUUUAUGACACAGAAAUGUAUUGAUCUUGGUGUCCGUGUGUGUGCGGAGAAGCUGUGGCGCUUCGGGCAGGAGCUGGGCCGCACGCAGCGCGCACUCAACGACGUCGCACCGCACCUGCUGGAGACCAUGCGUCAGAGAGGACACCAUCUUAUGACUAAGUUCAUGAGCCUGCGCUGCGCGCUGCUGGAGACGGACAUGCUCCUGCCCGUGCACAUGCCGCUCACCGCACCGCCUCCAGACACUUUGAGAUGUAUCCCGGAGUUCGUGCUGGAGAACAUCGUGGUGCUGAUCACGAUGUCGCGGCGCACGGCGGGCGCGCUGGCGGAGCAGGCGGAGCUGGCGGGCCUGCUGCAGCCCGCGCUCACCCUCGUCCUCGCCUUCAUGGGGGACGCCUCGCGCACAUACAACCCACAUUUAAGAGCGCGUCUCGCGGAGUGCCUGGAGGCGAUGUUGCCCAACCACCCCGAUGACCAGGUGCCGCUCAGCAACCUCGCCUCCUUCUCCAGGGAACAGCUCUUCAAGGAGAACCCGCACCGCUUACAGUUGGUGCCGUGCCUGCUGGACGUGUUCGUGGGCAUCGAACUAAUAGGUAGUUCGGUCUAUAGGUAUAAUAAAACGUUGUUUUUUGCUUGUUGUAGUAAGCUGGCGCGCGAGGCGGAGGCGAAGAUGGAGGCGGUGCACCCGCCGCUGUUCCUGCGCUUCGUCAACCUGCUCAUCAACGACGCCAUCUUCCUACUGGACGAGGCGCUCAACAACAUGGCGCAGAUACGCAAGCUGCAGACCCUGCAAGUAUCAGAUGAGUGGAAGACCAUCCCAGCGCAGGAGCGGGAGCAGAUACUGUCCAACUUGUCCCACAUUGGGAUGCUGGCGCGCUUCGACAACAUCCUGGGACGCGACACCGUGCGCACGCUGGUGCGGCUCACCGCGCACGCGCCCUACCUCUUCUGCCAUCCCACGCUCGUCGACCGCAUCGCAUCCAUGCUUAACUACUUCUUACUACACCUCGUUGGACCUAAUAAGAAGAAUUUUAAGGUGAAAGACAUGAAGGAGUUCGAGUUCGAGCCGGCCAACACGGUGAUGGACAUCUGCCGCAUGUACGUGGAGCUGGGCGGCAACGAGCGCUUCUGCGCCGCGGUCUCCGACGACGGCAGGUCCUACUCGCCGCAGCUAUUCUCACUAGCUGAAACUGUCCUAGUGCGCAUCGGCGGCGGCGGUCUGAUCAGCUCGCUGCAGGAGGUGUCGGCGCGCGUGGCGGCGCUGGCGGUGCAGCGGCGGCGCGACGAGGAGCUGCUUGCCAACGCGCCAGACGACUUCCUCGACCCCAUUAUGAGCACCCUCAUGCUGGACCCAGUGCUGCUGCCCAGCUCGCGCACCACCGUCGACCGCACCACCAUCGCCAGACAUCUUCUGAGUGAUCAAUCCGAUCCAUUUAACCGUUCUCCGCUAUCCAUGGACCAAGUGAAGUCCAACACUGAACUAAAGGAGAGAAUCCAUAAAUGGAUCGCGGAACAGAGGAUGAAGAUUGCUCAAACUGAACCAAGUACCUCCGAAUCUUAAUCAUCUUUUAUCUUUAAGAAUUCAUACAUCACAAAAGGAAUAGGCAGACUACUAUAACUUUGUGUUCUAAACAAAAAAAUGUUGUAUUUUGGUUUUCAUCUCUGUUCGCAUUUAAUUUUCAGUUAAAAACCCCGUUAUUCAUUAAUGCAUUUGUUUAUUAUAAAAGUCUAUCUACAAAAUUGUUUUUGGUUCAAUCUAUUUAUUUACAAAUAAAAGAGAAGUGUUUGUGUUUACGGUACUUUUUUUGUCUGCAAGCCCAUGUUUGUUCCAAGUAUUCUCUGAAACGGCUGGACCGAUUUUUACGGGACUUAAAUAAAGUAACCCAUAUAUCCAGGAGUAAUAUAAGUUUAUUAAAUUUUGCACGCAAGGUUUUAUUUUGAAGUAUCUUUAGAGAAUUUGUGAAUUUAAUAUUCAUCUCCAUGAGGACGAAGUUGCGGGCAACAGUUAGAUUAAACCCAACAUAAUAUAAUUAUGGUGUAAUAAUUAUUAUAUUCGUAGUGUUUCCAUGUUAAUAAGCACUAUUGUUUGCUUUAUUACUAUUAUUUUACCAUUAAACUAUUAAAUAAUUUUGAAAUUGAUGUACGUCACCAUGGGUUUUUAAAAAUUUAUUGGUUAUAAUGGCUUAUACCUUUGUUUUUCGUCUAAAUUAUAAUUAUAUUAUGUACUUUAUGCUAUUGUUAUUUUAAGUGGCUACUAUUUGAAAGUGAUUGCUUUUCUUUUAUGUUUUUAUUCCCUUGAAAUUCAAUAAUGAAAGGGAUGAUGUCUUCUUGGUGUCAUAUUGUAGACUCACCCUUAUUAAGGUGAGAACAUAAUGGUGUAAACAUAAGAAAUUAUAUUGAUAAGUAUUGUAGAAGUGAAAAUGCGGUUUGUGUUUAUUAUAUUUAUUUAUGUAUUUUAAGUUUCUUAUGUACAUAAAAUACAAUACCACCUGUAUGAAAAGACAUAAAGAUAUAUUGUGCUUGAUCUUUAUUAGAAAGGAGAAAUUUAAAAUUAUGUACAGUAUUUGAUUAUACUGUGAGUUUCCACUGCCUUAACAAUACAAUAUUUGUAUAUCUAUAUUUUCAUGAAAAUAAGUGGGAUAAAAGUAUAAUUUUCUAUAACGUGAACAGGAAUAUAAAAAAACUUCGCCAUAUUGAGAAAAAAAAAUCAUAAACCAAACGUGAUCCAAUAAGAAAGCCGAUUGCGUAACCACAAGCCAAGAUUUUUAUAUUGUUGGUAAGUCUGUGUAUGAUUUUCGACAGUCGAACUUAUGUUUAUUAAAACAAGAUUUAUAAAAGCUUGACUUGAAAUAAACUAAGUACAGUUAUUAUUUUAUGUAUUUAAUUAGCGAAAGGUAUUACUUAUUUACUGUCUUAUACUUCAUAAAAGGGUUUGGGUAAAAGGCGACCUGGUGAACUAUUUUCAAUUACAAUUAUUGAUUAACUAAAAUAUUGAUGUCAAAAAUAAUAUAGUGAAUCAAUAAAUUAAGUGUUACAAGCGCCUAGUGCGGUGCUUUGUCAUCACACCCAAAUGAUUUAUGACAAAGGCGAAUAACAGAAUCAUUAUCAACUAAACAAUAUGUCUUAAAUAAACCCCACCACAUGAACAUUUAACCAAGCAAUUUAUUCAACUUGAUG